Funneliformis geosporum is the source of this 141-nucleotide messenger RNA. The record is from the annotation of a GenBank genome assembly. Lineage: Eukaryota; Fungi; Glomeromycota; Glomeromycetes; Glomerales; Glomeraceae.
AUGCAGAAUUUAUCUGAUAAUUUUGAUGAAGAAAUUAUUAUUUUAGAUAGUGCAGAAGUUAUUAUUGCUAAUAAUGAGAAUGAAAUAAAAAUAGAAGUUAUUGAUCUAACUUCUGUAAUAAGUUAUGGUAAAAAAAACUAA